AUGAAUUCUCUUCACGAGUCCGACGAGCGUCAGGCGAUUGUCCACAUCGUUGGAAUGGACAUCGUCGAUGAUCGUGGGAGACAGAAGGGGUCUAAGUUCCAGGAGCGCAAGUUCCAUGGGGUGUAUCUAGUGACGAAGGUGUUGUCCCCAACUAGUUAUCGGGUGAAGCCGGUGCACCGAGUGGAAGGCGGUAAGUUGGAGAUGACAGCCCAUGCGACGUCGUUGAAGCGGUGGAAAGGAGAUCGAGACAACAAGUUGCAGCCGACCAAGAGACUGAGGAAAGGCGAAUGA
Molecule: messenger RNA, 291 nt
Organism: Perkinsus marinus ATCC 50983
Lineage: Eukaryota; Perkinsozoa; Perkinsida; Perkinsidae
Exons: 2
Coding region: 1-291 (96 amino acids)
Source: RefSeq, a predicted model, not a curated record